Molecule: messenger RNA, 207 nt
Organism: Adineta steineri
Lineage: Eukaryota; Metazoa; Rotifera; Eurotatoria; Adinetida; Adinetidae
Source: the annotation of a GenBank genome assembly
AUGGAUACCACCGACGCAACAUGGCUACCUGCCGUUGUUUGUGCAUUUCUUGUCACUAAAAAUGCUCUUACUGUGGUCGGGAAUACAUUACGAAUUUAUGAAGAUCAAGUGGUUGUGGAAAUUCCUUUCACCAAGCACGAUUUGGUCGACAAGCUGCAGAUGGCCUUUGAUAAAGAAUCAUGUAAAAAUGACUAUGAAGUUCAAUAA